ACAUUUUCCACGGAAACAUUUCAGUGUUGUACCUCACAGCCGCUCGUAGUUUAUACGUCGUUUUGUCGAAAUGAUACAUAUUGCUUUAUUUCGCUAUUAUUCGCCUUUAUGAUCAUCUGCUCAAAAAGACUGUACCACUGUCAAAAGAAGCAUUGAGUGACAGCACUGUGUGAAGAUGAUGCGUUAUUGGGGCGAGCUCCCAGUGGCUUCGGCUCCUUCGGGCCGCAGUUCUUUUGAUCUUCUGCAGCGUGAGUUCCGCCAGGUGGAGAUGCAGGACCCUCCCUUGCACCAACCUUCUGCACAGCGUCCACGUCCCACCACCAUGCUGGAUAUCCCCUCUGAGCCCUGCAGCCUCACGAUCCACACUGUGCAGCUGAGCCAGCAUGCUCGUCGUCUCCGGGGUCUCAUUGCUGCUGCCCAGCAAUGCCAGCAACCCCUGUCCACAUUAUUAGAUGCCCAGGGUGUCUUCAAACCUGAGGAUGGGGAUGCUCUACCUCCCCGACCUGCCACACCAACUGUACCUGAUGAUCUGCUUCCACUGGAUAGUAAAGCUCCUCGACAGCCAUUCCAACUACGCCAUAGUGACCCAGAGAGCGACUUCUACAAAGGUAAAGGUGAGCCAGUCACUGAGUUGAGCGGGCCGUCCUGCCGCCAGCUUCUGUACCAGUCGGUUGCCACAGUGCUCGCUCACGUUGGAUUCGAGUCGGCGAAUGAGAGCGUGCUGGAGACUUUGACUGACCUGGUCCACGAACAUUACCUGCGGAUCACCAAGUUGCUGCGCGUGGCUGUUGACAGGGAGGCCUGCCAGGGCUCUACACCCUUCCCUGACGUGGUGGAACAGGUUUUCCACGAGGUGGGCAUUGGCAGCGUCCUAGCUCUGCAGCGCUUCUGGCAGGUCCGCAUUAAAGAUUACCACAGCUACAUGCUGCAGGUCAGUAAGGAGCUCUCAGACGAGUAUGAGAGACUUGUGAAUCCAGAAAAAGCUCUGGAGGAUUCCAAACCCUUGAAGGUUAAAGAGGAGCCAAUGAGUGUCGUUGUGGACCCUUUGAGUCAGGAGCCAGAUGUGGAUCUGGCCUCAGGUGACCAGGCCCUUCCCAUCGGUGUUCUGGGCACAUCCAAUGAAAGACUGGCUGGGGGACUGGAAGAGGGACAUUCCCCUCACACAUCAGGAGCAGCAGGGAACAGCUCUCCCUUGUGGCAUUUAGCCCAGGUGAAGAUGGAACCUCAGGACAGUGAGGAGGGCCAGGUAUCAGGUCAUGGGGUUCUGGGCAGCGACGUCUUUGAAGAGGGCCCCAUGUCCACCAUGAGUGAGGCUGGCAUCCCUCCAUCUCCUGGUGGUUCAGAAGGAAGUUACAUGUCCCAUUCGCCAGAUUCUCUCAUGGGCACAUCCCCUUUCACUCAGCGGCCAAAGAAACGGAUGAGAAAAAUAUAGUGGGUUUGUCGUCUAAAUAAAGAGACUGAAAGCACUUCCACAGUCAUUGUGAUGAAUAGUGUUACCUUCUGUUGAGACUAGAUGUCUUACCUUUGUUUUUAGUGAAAUUAAAUGAAACCGACAAAUAAAGUGCGAGUUUGAAUGCUCCCCAAGCAAAUGGCAGACGGUCACUGAUUUACCUAAUUAUUGAGUGGGACAAUUACUUGUUUGCUGUUGGUAAAAUUAGCAUCUGUUUAUUGUAACGAAACAAUGGAGGGAGCACAACAUGGGGAGUAAUUAUAGACUGAUGUCUGCUUCAAAACACACAGGGACAUCAAUCAAGGAGUAAUGGCAAAUUAAUUACAGCAUGCAUAAAUCUGCAUGUUAAAUAAGCAGGCCAUUUCAUUACCUGUACACUCCCAGGCGUCACAGUGGAGGUAUUGUCUCCUAGCCACCUGCGCCAAAACUGUUUUCCUAAACACAUACUGGUUGAGUGUAAAUUUAGCUCCUCACACUCACCAGGUAGCAGUGCAUUCUGAGACUCAAUCAAGAGGAACCGAGACUGGAUAGCUAUCACUCAGCAUCCUUAAAUGAAUUGGUAUGGGCUUCCAGUGGCCACUUCAAGGCCGUUUUUAUUUCAGUUAGUCAAAAAAGCAUCUGUCAGUGUCUCAUGAAAAAUCAAAAGAAAUAAAACUCUUGAUUUUGCGAACAGAGUUCUAUUUGUAGCUGCAUUGUGACAUUAUUUUCAUGAUGAAAUAUCACAUUUUACCCCAAACUGUUGCUUCUGUAAAUGCCUGGGCAUUUACUUUUGAUUUUAUUUGUAAUUUACAUUGUUCUUGAUAUUUCUCGUUAUAUUUUUUAUUAUUGUAGUACUGUACAUGAAACAUUUAUUUACAAUACUUGCAAUAUCAUGAUAAUUUUUUACAUUAUGAUAAUUUGACCCACCCUUAAAGGGAUAGUUCACCCAAAAUGAAAGUUCUGUCAUUAAUUACUCACCCUCAUGUUGUUCCAAACCCGUAAGACCUCCGUUCAUCUUCAGAACACAGAUUAAGAUAUUUCUUAUGAAAUCUGAGAGCUCUCAGACCUUCCAUAGACAGCAAGGGUCCUUACACGAUCAAGGUCCAGAAACGUAGCAAGGAGAUCGCUAAAAUAAUCAAGGGACAUCAGGGGUUCAACCGUAAUUUUACAAAGCUACGAGAAUACUUUUUGUGUGCAAAUGAAAAAAUAAAUAAAAAAAAGAUUUUAUUCAAAUUCGUCUCCUCAGUGUCACCCUAGCGCCAUUUAGGAGAAUAUCCACUGGACGGAAACUGCAUAUGCUCUUUUGUGUUAGCCGCAUACCGGAUGCGAUGUUUUCGUUCAAAUAAAAGCGUAAAUAUACGCAGAAGACUGUUCAGGCUGACACAGAAGAGCGUACGCAGUUUCCGCCCAGCGGAUAUUCUCAGAUUCCAUCAAAAAUAUCUUAAUUUGUGUUCCGAAGAUGAACGGAGGUUUCACGGGUUUGAAACGACAUGAAGGUGAGUAAUUAAUGACAGAAUUUUCAUUUUUGGGUGAACUAUCCCUUUAAUAUUGAGUUUAAAAUUUUCUUGCAGACACACAAUUUAAGUGGUGCUUUUGGAACAAGUUAGAUACAACACAUUAAAUGUAUACAAAAAUUACUGUAAUUUUGGUAAUGAAAAAUAUUACAAAUCGUUAAAUUUAAUUUAAUUUUAUUAUUUUUACUUGAAUGACUGGACAUGUUGUUGACAGGUUUUGUUAGAAUCAUCCUAAAAUUAGUUGGUGUGUGGCCUUCUAAACUAACAAAUAAGAAGACGUUUUGAACGUUAAGAUGUUAAGUUUUGAAAUUGAUUCUUUCCACAGCUAUGGUUUUGUAAUGAAUAAAACACCAUUUAUGAA
Molecule: messenger RNA, 3304 nt
Organism: Onychostoma macrolepis
Lineage: Eukaryota; Metazoa; Chordata; Actinopteri; Cypriniformes; Cyprinidae
Gene: supt7l
Product: SPT7 like, STAGA complex subunit gamma
Exons: 5
Coding region: 176-1432 (418 amino acids)
Cellular component (GO): SAGA complex
Molecular function (GO): transcription coactivator activity; protein heterodimerization activity
Source: RefSeq, a predicted model, not a curated record